AUGGCAAACCCAAUGAAAACCUAUGAAGAGAAGAAAAAACAGCUAGGUCUUGUACACAAGGCUAUAUGGGGCCCUCAGUGGGAUCGUAGAGCCAACGCAAACCCUCAAUGGAGGUGGAUGUCUAAACAAUGGCAAAGAGAGGGUCGUGAACCACGAACGGAAGUGGGACAUUUCGACUUUUAUCCAUACCCACAGAAGUGGCAAGACUAUGUUGACGCAGUGAAGCAAAAGCCUAAUAUUCUACCAUCCUUUCAGGAAGACAAUAACAGUACCGUUUAUUCUGAUGUGAUAGAUUGGGGUUUUAGAAAGCAAGUCCGUCAAACCAACGGUCCUUUUCCUGUAUUCAACAUAGGGAUUAAUCCGCAACAUCAAGGUUGGUUUAUUCCCACGCAUAGAUCUCUAGACGCCAAGUAUCGAUUUCCGGGAACACGAAAUGUGGCGGGCCCUCAUCAAAAUGAGGAGUCCACAGGCGUAUUAUUAGGAGUAUUCGUGGGCUUUCGUAGAGUCAGAAGGGAUAAGUGGAAUCCAUGGUGGUGGGAAGUUGUGUACGCAAGAUUAGAUAAGAGAGAUCGGGCCCUCCUACAUGCUUAUGACUACAACUACCUUGGCAUGCCUUUGUCAGCUGUGAAAAAAGGUAAAGGCACGUCUUGGAAGUGUAGGACAAAUGACAUUAUAUGGGUGGAGGCUCUUGAACAUAUGACUAUGGAGGAGAGGACAGAGUGGAUAGGGGAUCAAGUCAGGCGGCCAGCUGCUAGUUAUCACAAUCAUUGCGCAGAUUUUAACGAGCUGAGAUGUGCAUUUAAUCUUCCUCCAUUCUAUUUUUAA
Botrytis deweyae is the source of this 825-nucleotide messenger RNA. RefSeq lists its product as uncharacterized. The transcript has a single exon. Bases 1 to 825 code for a protein of 274 amino acids. The record is from RefSeq and is a predicted model, not a curated record. NCBI's taxonomy places the organism in Eukaryota, Fungi, Ascomycota, Leotiomycetes, Helotiales, Sclerotiniaceae.